Amphiprion ocellaris (clown anemonefish) is the source of this 887-nucleotide messenger RNA. Its product is annotated as potassium voltage-gated channel subfamily H member 2-like. NCBI's taxonomy places the organism in Eukaryota, Metazoa, Chordata, Actinopteri, Pomacentridae. Gene Ontology annotation, biological process: regulation of heart rate by cardiac conduction; potassium ion transmembrane transport; regulation of ventricular cardiac muscle cell membrane repolarization. Gene Ontology annotation, molecular function: inward rectifier potassium channel activity. The record is from RefSeq and is a predicted model, not a curated record. The coding region runs from base 30 to 887 and encodes 285 amino acids. Gene Ontology annotation, cellular component: membrane. The transcript is spliced from 7 exons.
GUUCUUUCCACCUCUCUCCUUUAGCUCGAAUGGUAACCAUUAGAAAGGGAAGCAUUCCCGUUGGGACAGACACUGAUUUGUGCUGUCAGCCAAACAGCCAGCAGAUGACCCAGAGUCUACUGGACACAAAGGCAGAAGCCUUUGUGGCAUUACCUCCCAGUGAAAUUAGGCCUCCCUGCAAACUGAUCAACAGAACGCAUCAUGUUACUGAAAAAGUCACCCAGGUGCUGUCCCUGGGUCCUGAUGUGUUACCAGAGUAUAAACUGCAGACGCCAAGGAUCCAGAAGUGGACAAUCCUUCACUAUAGUCCAUUCAAAGCUGUGUGGGACUGGGUCAUUCUGCUUUUGGUGAUUUAUACAGCAAUAUUCACACCGUAUUCUGCUACAUUUUUACUAAGUGACCAAGAAGAAGCAGCCAUACAAACCUGUGGUUACUCCUGUUCUCCCCUCAGCGUGGUGGAUCUUAUUGUGGACAUCAUGUUCAUUGUGGACAUCAUCAUCAACUUUAGGACCACAUAUGUUAACUCAAAUGAUGAGGUGGUGAGCCAGUCUUCUCGGAUUGCUGUCCACUACUUCAAAGGCUGGUUCCUCAUUGAUUUGGUGGCAGCCAUUCCCUUUGACCAACUCAUCUAUCGCUCAGGAGAGGAAGUGGUCAGGGCAGGUGGAGAGGGAGAGACCACCACUCUGAUUGGCUUACUGAAGACAGCUCGGUUACUGCGUCUGGUUCGUGUAGCCAGGAAGUUGGAUCGUUACUCAGAGUAUGGUGCAGCUGUUCUCUUCCUCCUUAUGUGCACUUUUGCCCUCAUCGCCCACUGGCUUGCCUGCAUCUGGUGCAUGCCUCCAAUUCUGGAGUUGGAGUCUGAUCUUCUCUCAGAGAUCCUCAGGUAA